AUGGAACAUGUGAAAGAUCCUGGUAUUACGAGUCUAAUUCGAGGCUAUUUAUGCUAUACUGAAGAAGAUAGUAGUCAUUUAAAUGUUGCCGGUUGGAAUUAUCCCGACGUUCCAGCAACUUAUACAGAUGGUGCUUUCUUCAUGAGGAUUCCUCUUUAUCAUUUAUUAGGAAUUUUCACAGACUACAAAAUGGCUAUAUCUGGAAAGCAUACUUUACGUUUGGUGGGAGCUCGCAAUGAUGCCAAUUGUAUGCUAAUUACUGGAGCUGAUACUAAAGCAGAACUUGUUAUAGAAAACAUUGAUUUAAAAGUGAAAUACAUUAUUCCGAAUGAUGGCCUAAAAAUACAACUUUUACAAUCGGUCAAGACCGAUCGACCCAUUCUAAUUCCUUUUAGAAAGUGGGAAUUACAUGAAUUACCUGCUCUUAAUGUGGGUUCAACCAAAGAAGAAAAUUCAACAUCUUUAUGGGAGAAAAUAUCCGAAUAG
Ceutorhynchus assimilis (cabbage seed weevil) is the source of this 486-nucleotide messenger RNA. Lineage: Eukaryota; Metazoa; Arthropoda; Insecta; Coleoptera; Curculionidae. The record is from the annotation of a GenBank genome assembly.